GCCUGAGUAGUAGUGAUGAUCAGACCGUGGAGACGGGCGGCCCGACACCAUGAUGGAGACUGUGGAGGAGGUCCAGUUCGGCGUCUCGCAAUGCCAGUUGUGUAACACCACAAUGUUGAUAGCAGUAGGUUGCACUAUCAACGCCCUCUUUUGUUGUCGUCGGUAUAUGACCGGAUCUGAGAUGGCGUCGGGUUGAAAAUGCUAACCGGUGAGAUGCAUUUGAGGCAUCUCCUCCGGGCUCUGAUCUAGCCGGAUGGUUUGCAGUGCCAGGGUUGCCCCUACAAAGCCAAGUCCGCCGGCGGCCUAGGGACGGAGUAACUCUUUAGCUAUACCCAAUGUGUCUCUACAACUACCUAGGUACCCGACCCAGCCACAAGAUGAUGUCGUCGAAGAACUGGCUCGCAUCGCUACGCCCCAGACACGGGCGGAAUCCGGGUAUGUAUUUCCAUAGAUCAGCACCACCAAGUAUAUAUACGAAGAAGACCUGGACGAGACAAUUGACGAACUUGCACCUGGUUUACUCUCAAUUAGUACCGACCCUCGCGAACGCCUCGUCCGCCCUGCGUCCAACCCGCAGCCAAAUUGUGUUCUCGCAGUGUUCCUCGAACUUGACGCACUACUACUCUCUGCUUCGCCCUCUCCAACCCUCGGAAUGUGCUUCGGCGGCGGCGGUAGCGACGACGCAGUGAUCAUUCGACACUACGAAAAGCCACGGUACCGUCGAGAAUAUGUCUCACGACCAGAGAGGGUCACCUACCGUCGCAGCGAUGUUGCAGCCGGUCGACGCUCUGCCUCUACACAUCGUCCCAGAGACAGCCAUGGCAGCUUCGAGAACCAUAGCCAGUAUCGUGACAGCCACAGGGACAUUGGCUCGGAUGGACGCCGCAGCCAAAGCAGGACGAGGAUUGUUACACAAGAGAGCCGCCGGAGCAGGCAAUAUGUGGCAGCCUGAUGGAUGAGGAGCAAGCAAUACGAUAAGAAAUGACAAUUUGUGAGCAAUAGCUUGGUUGGCGAUCAGGCAGGGCUGCAUGCGGACGGCUAUGGCAUUAUUACUACGAGUAUGCGCCAUCUAAGAGGGACUGUUUCGUUCUGGUCGGCGCAGUACAAUAACGAGUCAAAAUGGAUGGUUUAUUGAAGUUACGAAGAUGAGCAUGAACAAAGAAUAUCCGUGGACGACCAUUGAUGACAUCAUCAGCAGCAUGUGCUUAAUUCUUGAAGGGUGGGAUGAAUCAGCUUUGCACUACUAUACCACAACUUGGAUGCGAACGUGGGAAGUGGUCAGGUGCCAUCAGCCUCAGGUAUAACUCAAGGCCAUCAAUGAGAUAUUGGCUGCGCUUGUCUCGGAGUUGGAUGUUUCCGUUGCCAUGUCUGUAGAGGGGUGGAAAUGGAAGUGUUCUACUAGUAAUCACCCGUCACAAUGAUACUGGCUUGCUGCUGGCAUCUCAACCACCAUGCACCAGGCUACUGGUGGUGACAAUGGUGAUGGCCCUGCAUGAUCUGCUGCCUCAUACUAGUAGGUACAGCAAAUAAUGGUUCUUUGUAGCGCAGAACUCGAUCGAUAAUGCAAUCGGGGCAGGUAAACGGAUAGAGAUACAGUUCAGUUUUCCAGUUCCAGUUCCAUCCACA
Exophiala dermatitidis NIH/UT8656 is the source of this 1626-nucleotide messenger RNA. RefSeq lists its product as uncharacterized. The transcript has a single exon. The record is from RefSeq and is a predicted model, not a curated record. NCBI's taxonomy places the organism in Eukaryota, Fungi, Ascomycota, Eurotiomycetes, Chaetothyriales, Herpotrichiellaceae. Bases 336 to 689 code for a protein of 117 amino acids.